Messenger RNA from Heterocephalus glaber (naked mole-rat), 7637 nucleotides. Its product is annotated as sterile alpha motif domain-containing protein 9. Gene Ontology annotation, molecular function: protein binding. NCBI's taxonomy places the organism in Eukaryota, Metazoa, Chordata, Mammalia, Rodentia, Bathyergidae. The record is from RefSeq and is a predicted model, not a curated record. Gene Ontology annotation, cellular component: cytoplasm.
UCUCAGAGAGAGAGCGAGAGCGAGAGAGAGAGAGAGAGAGAGAGAGAGAGAGAGAGAAAGAGAGAAAGAGAGAGAGCACAACAGAAAUUAGACAACUUCAUCACUUCAGGGCUUAGUGUUGUUGCCCUUGUUUUUAUUAAAGGAUCUUUAGAAUUGUAUGUCUCCUAGCCAUCAAAAGAGAAAUAAGAAAGCAACGUUAAAAUGGCCAGAUUCAAGUUUCAGAUGUAAGAAGAAAACGUUUUCAGGAAAUUUCUGGCAAACCAACACUGUUCUGCCUACAUCUCUCCUCCCUCACUGAUUUGCUGAUUGUGACUUGCCAAUUCUCCAGAAAAUGAAACUGAUCUAACAGUUCCAGAUCAAAGAGCCUCACAAAGACAUACUUCAAGUUUUAAUACAAAAAGUAGAAGUUUUCAGAAAAGCCUUGAACAGAAUUGAAUAUUUAUGAAUAGCACAGCAAAGAUGCAUUAUAACAAACAACCACAAAUAAGGAUGAAACAUCUCUAAAUAUACUCAUUGGAAGUAUCCCAACAUAUACUAUGUGAAUAAAAGCAAGUAAAGAGAAUUUUACAUGGUAUCACAAUGGCAGAGCAACUAAACCUUCCAGAAAAUACAGAUGAAUGGACAAAAGAGGAUGUAAACAGGUGGUUAGAGAGUCAUAAGAUUGACCAAAAACAUAGGGAAAUUUUGAUGGCACAAGAUGUGAGUGGAGCAAUCUUGAAGUGGCUAAAUAAAAGCCAUCUUGUUGAUAUGGGCAUAACACAUGGACCAGCUAUCCAAAUAGAGGGACUAUUCAAAGAAUUGCAGAAAACAUCUUCUGAAGAUCCUAUUCAGACAUCCAAGAGGGAGAAAAGCAGUAAAAAUAUUCCUACAAAGCAAUCUUUGAUGCAAAAGGAAGGUAGAGAGACUUCAAAGCAAAAGCAAAAGGACAAAGAGAUCUCAGAUAUGGAUAAUGCUUCUAAAGUGAGUCCAGCUGCCAAACAGUCUAAAUCACUAAAAAAUGAGCCCAUGGAAAAUCCACCAGAUGACAUGCCACAACCAACAUGUACCCCAUAUCCUUUUAAUACAUUCAGUGAUCCAUAUCGCUAUAAAUUGCAUUUCAUCCUGCAGCCUGAAACAGGACCACAAAAUCUUAUUGAUCCAGUACAUGAGUUCAAAGCACUGAAAAAUACUGAAACAGCCACAGAAGAGGAUAUUAAGAUGAAAUUUACCAAUGAGACCUUCCGUUUUGCUUCAGCUUGUAUGAAUUCACGUACCAAUGGCACUAUUCAUUUUGGAGUUGAAGACAAACCCCAUGGCAAAAUUGUUGGCAUAAAAGUCACCAGUGUCACCAAAGAAGCCCUAAUUGACCACUUCAAUUGGAUGAUCCAUCAGUAUUUUGAAGCACAUCAGGUCCAACAAGCAAAGAAGUGCAUCCGAGAACCAAGAUUUGUAGAAGUUUUACUGCCAAAUAGCACUGUAUCUGACAGAUUUGUUGUUGAGGUGGAUGUUGUUCCACAAUUCUCUGAAUGUAAACAUGACUAUUUCCAGAUCAAAAUGCAAAACUGUAACAACAAAGCAUGGCAACAAAGUUCAAAAUACUCAGUCUUUGUGCGAGAUGGUCCCAACUCUAAGAACAUCUUAAAAAAUAAAGCUGAUUUUAAAGCUUUUCAGUUAGAUUUAAAAACAGUGGCAGUAUCUAGAAAAGAAGCAGAAGAAAAAUGCAAACAAAAACCAAAUAAAAACAGUAGUGAGGGAUCAAAGCUGGUUACUCUGUUGACAGGAAAUGAAGACUUAUUAGAUAAUUCAUACUAUGACUGGUACAUUCUUGUAACAAACAAAUGCCAUCCAGAUCAAAUAAUACACUUAGAUUUCAUAAAGGAAAUUAAAUGGUUUGCUGUGUUAGAGUUUGAUUCUGAGUCCAAGACAAAAGGAGUUCUCAAAUCUUUCAAAGAAAGCCGAGCAGCAAGCCUACACUCUCCAAGUCAAUUCAUAGAAGAAAAAAUCACAUUAAAUGAGAAGAUUUCUAGUUUGAAUCUUUACCAGAAACCCAGCUGGAUUUUCUGCAAUGGCAGGUCAGACCUUGACAGUGAAAAAUAUGAACCCUUAAAUCCAGUUGCCUGGCAAAAAGAAAGAGCUUCUGAAGUCAGGAAACUGGUUUCAUUUCUUACACAUGAAGACAUAAUGCCAAGAGGGAAGUUUUUGGUGGUAUUUCUAUUACUGUCUUCUGUGGAUGACCCAAGGGAUCCCCUCAUUGAGACAUUCUGUGCCUUCUACCAAGAUCUCAAAGGAAUGGAAAAUAUAUUGUGUAUUUGUGUAAAAUCAAACAUAUAUCAGGAAUGGAGAGACCUACUUGAAGCAAGAUUAACAAAUAAGAAAGAUGAACUAUCAGACAAGUGUAUUUCUGCUUUAAAUCUUGAACAGAUAAACGGCACUAUUCUUAAACUAAAAUCUGUAACUCAGUCUUCAGAGAGACUUUUGCCAUCUAUUUGUUCAUCUACUGUCCUUCUGAAAAAGGAAGAAGAUAUGACUGCUCUGGAAAUUCUCUGUGUAAAUGAAUGUGAAGGUACACUCUUACACAAAGACAAAAAUAAGUUACUGGAAUUCAAGGCUUCAAAAGAAGAAGACUUCUAUCGAGGUGGCAAAGUAUCAUGGUGGAACUUCUACUUUUCUGAAUACUAUUUCUCACCUUUUGUCAAAAGAGACAGAUAUGAAAAACUUGAAGAAAUGAUUCAAAAUGCUGCAGAUUCUUCUAAACCAAUAUGUGCCAAAAUCAUUCAUUUGUUCCAUCAUCCAGGCUGUGGGGGCACUACCUUGGCCAUGCAUAUUCUGUGGGAACUAAGGAAGAAAUUCAGAUGUGCUGUACUGAAAAACCAGACGGUGGAUUUUUCUGAAAUUGGAGAACAAGUGACUGAUUUAAUCACCUAUGGGGCAACAAAUAAUCAGGAAUACUUACCUGUACUGCUCCUUGUUGAUGAUUUUGAAGAACAAGAUAAUGUCUAUCUUUUGCAGAGUGCCAUUCAAAAAGCUGUAGCUCAAAAAUACAUUCGAUAUGAAAAACCUCUAGUAAUCAUCUUAAAUUGCACAAGAUCACAAAAUCCUGAAAAAAGUGCAAAGAUCCCAGAUAGUAUUGCCCUAAAACAGAAACUGACCUCCAAAGAACAGAUAGCUUUUGAGCUUAAAUUGAAAGAAAUUAAAGAACAGCAUAAAAACUUUGAAGAUUUUUAUUCCUUCAUGAUCAUGAAAACAAAUUUUAAUAAAGAAUACAUUGAAAAGGUGGUCAGAAAUAUUCUGAAAGGACAGAAUAAGUCCACCAAGGAAGCAAAGCUUUUUUCUUUUCUGGCUCUUCUUAAUUCAUAUGUGCCUCAUACCACCAUUUCACUAUCACAGUGUGAGAUGUACUUAGGAAUUGCAAACAAGACAGCUUUCUGGGGAACAGAAAAGUUUGAAGACAAGAUAGGCACCUACUCUACAAUUCUAAUAAAAACAGAGGUGGUGGAAUGUGGAACCUACUGUGGAGUGCGCAUCAUUCACCCUUUGAUUGCAGUCCUCUCCCUGAAAGAAUUGAAGAAAAGCUAUGAUGUGGAUAAAAGUCAAAUUGUGCUGGAUAUGCUAACAGAAAAUUUGUUCUAUGAUACUGGCUUAGGAAGAAGCAAAUUUUUCCAAGAUAUGCAAACACUACUGCUCACAAGACAGCGGAAUGAACAAGAAGGUGAAACAGGAACCUGGUUUUCCCCUUUUAUUGAAGCAUUACAUACAGAUGAAGGAAAUGAGGCAGUUAAAGGUGUGUUGUGCCAAGGUAUCGAGAGGUUUAAACCAAAUGCAUUCAUUUGCCAAGCCUUGGCAAGACAUUUCUACAUUAGAGAGAAAGACUUUAACAGUGCUCUUUAUUGGGCAAAUGAAGCAAAAAAGAUAGAACCUGACAACUCUUAUAUCUCAGACACACUGGGUCAAGUAUAUAAAAGUAAGAUUAGAUGGUGGAUAGAGGGCCCUGAAAGAAACAGGGACAUUUCAGUUGAGGAUCUAACCGAUCUUUUGGAAUUAGCAGAACAUGCCUCAGAUGCAUUCAAAGAAUCUCAACAGCAAAGUGAAGAUAGAGAAUAUGAAGUGAAGGAAAGAUUGGGUCAGAAGUCAAAAAGAAGGUAUGACACUUACAAUAUUUCUGGUUACCUAGGGGAGAUAGAAGUGGGGCAAUACACAAUCCAGAUUCUCCAGCUGGUUCCUUUUUUUGACAAACAAAAUGAACUCUCUAGAAGAGCUAUGAUCAAUUUUAUAUCAGGAAGUGGUGAUAUUCCAGGGGAUCUAAAUGAAUUUAAAUUAGCUCUCAAGAAAUUUAUUCCUUAUCUUACUACUUUGCGGUCCUCUUUAAAAAAGUCCUUUGAUUUUUUUGAUGAUUAUUUUGUACUUCUAAAACCCAGGAACAACAUUAAGCAAAAUGAAGAGGCCAAAACUAGGACAAAGGUAGCUUUAUAUUUUAGGAAAUAUAUAGAUGUAUUUGGUCCAUCAGGAGAAUCACAAAACAGAGAUCUUGAAUCAAAGCUCAGUUUGCCACUUCAAGUAGAGAGGAAUCGGAGAAGCUUAGAAGCUUUAAAAGCAGACAAGUUUUCUGGGCUUUUAGAAUAUCUUAUCAAAAGUCAGGAAGAUGUUGUAAGCACCAUGGAAUUUAUAGUGAACAAAUACACUUUUCUCCUUGAACAAUGCAUUGUCAGAAUGCAGUUAAAGGAAAAGCAAAAUUUCAUCUUGGCCAACAUCAUUCUCUCCUGUAUUAAGCCUACCUCCAAAUUAGUGAAGCCAAUUAAAAAACUGAAAGAUCAGCUUAGAGACAUCUUACAACAAGUAGGAACAACUUACAGAUUUUCAGAGCCUUAUUUCCUAGCUUCACUCUUAUUCUGGCCAGAAAACCAACAACUAGAUCAAGAUUCUAAACAAAUGGGAAAAUAUGCUCUAUCACUGGAAAAGUCUUUCAGGGGACAAUAUAAACACAUGCAUCGUACAAAGCAACCAAUUGCAUAUUUCUUUCUUGGAAAAGGUACCAAUAUGAACAGACUUGUCCACAAAGGAAAAAUUGACCAAUGCUUUGGAAAGAUGCCUGAUAUUAAUUCCUUGUGGCAAAGUGGAGAUGUAUGGAAGGAUAAAAAAGUCCAAGAACUUUUGCUUCAUUUACAGGGACGAGCUGAAAAUAAUAAUUUAUUCAUAGAGUAUGGAAUCAAUGAAAACAUCACAAUACCCAUCACACCUGCUUUCUUGGGUCAACUUAGAAGUGGCAGAAGCAUAGAAAAGGUGUCAUUUUAUCUGGGAUUUUCCAUUGGAGGCCUUCUUGCUUACGACAUUGAAAUUGUGUAAGACCCUGGUCUUCUUCCUCCAAGAAUGUGAUUUUAGUACCACCUAAUUUUUUUUUAGAUCCAAGACCCAUACUUUAAGAUGGGAAUUUUAUAGAUAUAUCCCCUGGAUUUUCAACCUUGUAUAAACAACAUUAAAUUUUCUCUUAUAUUAGCCAUAUUAUGAGUCCCACAUAGAUUAUAGUGGAGAAGGAAGGAAUGAGAGAUGUGUGAAGGUAGCAAGUCUCUUUCUUGGUUUGAAUAACACCACCUAAGCAGCUAUGGAUGGAAUUAGUAGAGACAAGCUAGUAUGUCACCCACACAAAACCCUACUAUUCCCCCUAAUCACCCUGCUGUGACAGUUAAUCCUGAUAUGUCAACUCCACUGGAUUAAGAAAGACUAGCAGAUUAGAGGAGCACACUACUGAGUGCCUGGGUGGGGCUCAGAGGCAUAGCCUUGAGUACUAUAGAUGGUUCCUCCCUGUUCCUCUCUGGUAUUGUUCCCCUCCUCUGCUCCCUGACCACUGUGAAUUAAACAGAUUUGUUCUGCCACACUCUCUGCCAUGAUAUUUCUGAUUUGGGGCCAGCUGGCUAUGAACUGAAUAUUCCCAAUCUGUGAGCUAAAUUAAAACUUUCCUCCUUUAAAUUGUAUCAGGUACUGUGUUCAGCAAUAGGAAAGCUGACAAAUACACCUCCCAAGGAAUGGACUGAGGACAAUUAUCUACUUUCUUGUCAAGUGUGAAAUUUUUUCAGAAUAGGAAAAAUUAAUUUUGGUCCUAAGACAUACUAUCUAGAAAAAGCUUUCUUACAGAAAACAAAAUCUCACACUGAGAGGUCUACUGACCAAGUAAAUUAUAAUAUAUCAUGUGCUUGACACUCAAGGGUCUUCCAAAAUAGAGGACCAAACAGUUCUCUACAGAUUACACCCACAGAAGCCAGCAGACAUUACCAAAGUAGGCUGAGAAUUAGAUUUCUUCUUCUUGCAGUACAAGGCAGUCAAGCAAUUUAUCUCUAAAGCUAGUGAGCAUAUAAAUCCCAAGCAAAUAGAAAAAUUCACCCAAACUCCAAGGGCUAAUGAACAGAAAGGCUCCUGUGAAAAGACUAAUGAUGAUCCAAACAUACUGGCAGAGACAGAUCUUGUUUCAUUUGCUGUGUCCUCACGUAGAUAGGCAGAAGGACAGAGGAUGAACAUUUCCAUCAUACUUCUUUUAUAAAGUCAUCAAUCCCUUUCAUGAGGGCUCAUUAAUUAAAUCACCUCUUAGGGAGCUCUUAACACUAUCACAAGGGUGACUACAUUUGAGCAUAUGAAUUUGGAGAGGACCUGUUCAGAUCAUAACAAAAAGUGAAAUUAAAAACUUCACGGUUUAUUCUUCCAUAAGCCAGACGUUAUUGUGUAGUGUAUCUCCAAUUCUGAUACAUUCCUGGGAAAGAAGUCUCUCAGAAAUUAAUAGCAAAGAGAAGAUCAUUUCUUUUGUAUAGAAUAACUUAUUUGUCUAAAGAAGAUUAUUUUAUUCCUUCUUCAUUUUUACAACACUUGAUCCUCCAAAGUUCUUUCUGCCACACAACUUAGAAUGUUCCAAAAGUGUUCUUAGGCACUGAAAUAUGUAUAAGUUUCAUUUUCUGUAUUAUCAAGAAACUCAUCUCCAAUUAAAAUGUGUACUAUUAUUCUGUAUUCUUUUUUAUAUUUUAAGAGUUCAAUAUGUAAGUACACCACCAUCAUAAUAUAGCCAAAUUUCAAUUUAUAUUACAGCCUGUGUAGCUUGACAGCCCUAUGCUACCUCUGAAAACACCCAAGCAAGUCAAAAGUACCUUUUGUUUCCUUAGUGGAAAGAGAGAAUUUUUACCAAGAAAUCCAAAAACUCAUCCUUGAUAUGUUAUCAUUAUCUCUUCCCAAUUGCUGUAAAUAGGGGUAUGUUAGUAGUUCACUUAGGAUGAGCAUCAAGGUUAAAGUCUUGAUAAGAAACAUAACACAUUUAAAAUGAGUCAUUUGAGCUGAAGAUGUAGAUGUAGCUCAGCUGUAGAGUAUUUGCCUAGCACGCAUGAGGUCCUGGAUUCAAUUUCCAACACCACAAAAUAAUAUCAAAUGAAAAGAAAGCAUUUGAGGAGAGUUUAAUAAAGGAAUUAUUUGUAAGAGCAUGGUAUGGGAUAGAGAAAUAUCAAGGGAUAAAUCAUGCUCCAGGACUAGCUAAUAAUAUCAGGAGACCCUACUCUCACUAUGCAUAAAGGAGCAAGAGAAGAGUACUUUUAACAGAAGAAAGAGCUUUCUGGAAAAGGCUGCCUAAUAGGAGUCAUGAUCUUUAAUUGUGGGAAGCAGCUGGUCUCAGGUGUCUUGCAAGAAAAAAA